Adelges cooleyi (spruce gall adelgid) is the source of this 1349-nucleotide messenger RNA. RefSeq lists its product as uncharacterized. The transcript is spliced from 4 exons. The record is from RefSeq and is a predicted model, not a curated record. Bases 1 to 615 code for a protein of 204 amino acids. NCBI's taxonomy places the organism in Eukaryota, Metazoa, Arthropoda, Insecta, Hemiptera, Adelgidae.
AUGAUGUUAAACUUGGUUGGUAUAUUUCAGUGGCCCAUAAUAAUAGCUAUUAUCCAUAGCUGUGGUUGGAAAGCCUUUUGUUGUCCGAGAUACGAAAAAACAAAUCCUGAAUGGUACUUUUCCACAUUAACUUCAUACAAUUAUGUUUCUCCCAAGGAAAUCACGUAUACCCCUGCCGAAAGUUUAACCAAUCUUUUAAAAAAGAGACAAAUUGGUGUUUCAGAAGAUUUAAGAAUUAGAACCCUUCGUGCAACAGCGGGCACUCCAGUUCAACUUUUUAUGGUAAUUAAACAUGGCGCAACUCAUCCCACUUGGUACGGUCAUAAGUUGACACAUUAUGAACGGUAUCAGAUGAAUGAAAAAUUAGGAAUUUCUAGAAAAGCUGAAAUGUGUUCAUCGGAUAUUGAAACAAUUAAACGUUGGGAACCACCUAAACGUAUCAGACAAUACGUAGAAGGAUUAGUAGAAAAAGGCCACAAAGACAUCAUAGCAUUAGCCCAGAGGGUUCAAAAAGCUUAUCCAAAUAUAUUUACCAAGGAAUACAACACUCAAAACUAUUAUGCAUUGACAAGGCGGGAGCAAUAUUGUAAAGAAACUGGACAACUUGCCUUCUAGAGGAACGAGUUUAUAAUAUUUUUUUUGGUUUAUCAAUGUUUAUUGGCAGCAUUAUGUUAAAAGAAUAUUCCACAGAAUUUUGGAACUAAAAAGACUAUUUUUAUUAUAACAUUUUUAUGAACUCACAAUCUUGUUUGUCGUUCCGGGUGGAAUCUUGCAACUCAAAUUUCGAGCACUUCCCGAUUAGCUAUCCGGUGAAACUUUCAGGGUUGCUCACAGUUCAAUGACAAUGCAUUAUUAGUCCACAAGAGGUUGAAAAUUCCACCCCUAAGGGGGUUAAAAUGGGGUCGAUUUCUUGUUCGUCGUUCUGGGUGGAAUCUUGCAAUUCAAAAAGACUUAUUUCUCACCCGCCAGCAAAAAUUAUGCGUGGUGCGUUUGGGCGUAAACGGUGCUCAGAUAUGAGCGGUACCAGGUUCAAACCCGUUCCCAUCAUUACGUUUUUUUGCAUUUUCUUACAACUUUUAUGAUAAUUUAUAUAGUUAUUACAACUUGAUUUCAACUUUUAUGAUAAUUUAUACAGUAAUAAAUCUAAAAUUAUAAGCUUUUAAAUUGAUUACUAAUUCUUAAGAUAAUCCUUCUGACCAUGCAGCCUUUCUAAUGUAAUCACCGCUCACAGACGAAAUGGACGGAUUUUAUUAUAUAAUAUUGUAAUAAUAUUAUUUAUAUGUAAAAUAUAUGUAUAAUAAUAUGUAUAUUCAUUAUAUAACAUUGUUCAUUUAAAUAUAUAGAUACGU